AUGGAUAUCAGAAAUAUACACUCAAUUUGGGUCGAAGAUGAACAAUCUUCAAAAUUCCAUUUAAAUGAUCCCAAUCUGAAAAUAUUGAAUAGUCAAGUCCCAUUGUUAUCUUCCAAAGAGAACAUUGAAUUACCUCCAUUACCACCAAGUUCCUUUUUCAGUUAUAGCUUAAAAGAUGAAGAUGAAUCAGCAAAGAGUAGCAAUAAACUACACAAGAUGUUUAAAAAAUUUGGUUUAAAUAAUGAUCAAUCUAAAGCUCCUGUUAAGAAAGUUAAAAGAAAAAUCUCUACACCUUUUGGAUUCAAUCAUGUUUCUCAUAUUGAUAAUAAACCUGGUGCCACAAUCACUGUCAAUCAAUUAUCAGAGAUUCAACCUCAAGAACAAGAUGAACUUGAUGAACCAAGUCAAUCAAAUAGAACUUCAACUUCUGCAAAGGCAUUUUGUACAUCUCCUCAAAUCAACACCACCACCACCACUACAAAGCAAAUCCCAAGAUCAAUUUCAAAUGCAACUUCAUUAUCAAGAACUCCAUCUUCUCAACUAUUUACAAGAUCUGCAUCAAUUUCCACAAUGGCCACCACAAUUUCAUCUAAAACCCAUUCAAAGAAAAAUUCAAUCAUACCAAUUACAAAUCAACAUAAACAUCAAGAUUCAUCAAGUUCAAUUGAAAAUUUGAAAAAAUUGGAAAAAAAUCAAAUUUCAAAACAAUGUUCAAAUGAUUAUACAACUAAUGAUUUUAAAUUCCCAAAUAAAUCUAAAAAAGAUUCAAUAAAUUGGGGAACACCAGAUUUAAAAUCUGCAGUGCGUCAAUCUUGGAUAUAUGAAGAUUUAUCACCAAAAUCAAUGAUAUCUCCUGUUAAACCAUUGAAAAGAUCAAAUUCAAUAAGUGGUUCUCCUUCUUAUUCUCCAUAUAGAUCUGAUAUCAAUCUUUUCCAAAAUGAAUUGGAAGUUUCAUUUAAUAGAGAUGAGAAUAAUUUAAAUGAGAUUAUAAAUUCAAUCGAUGACUUUACUCAAUUGAUUAAUAACCACCAAGAUCAAGUUGAUGAAGAUGAUGAAUUUAAUGAAACUUUAGCAUCAUUAAGAGCUGCGAAAUUCUCAAGAUUAUCAAGAUUAGAAAACUUCUACGAUCAUCAAGAUCCAAAAUAUUUAUCAUUUAUUGAAGAAUUUGAAAAAAUUAAAACAAAUGAUUCAAAUUAUACCAAAACAACAUCAGUUGAAUUUCAUAAAGUUCCUGAAAUUUAUGAAACUGAUCAAGAAUUUGAAGAUGAUGAAGAAAUCGAAUCAACUCCAAGACAACAUCAUAUUUCAACUUUAUUACCUUCAAUGAUCCCAUGA
Messenger RNA from Hansenula anomala, 1335 nucleotides. It is a transcript of the gene GIC2, whose product is annotated as Gic2p. The record is from RefSeq and is a predicted model, not a curated record. The transcript has a single exon. Bases 1 to 1335 code for a protein of 444 amino acids. NCBI's taxonomy places the organism in Eukaryota, Fungi, Ascomycota, Saccharomycetes, Phaffomycetales, Wickerhamomycetaceae.